Tilletiopsis washingtonensis is the source of this 1013-nucleotide messenger RNA. RefSeq lists its product as hypothetical. Gene Ontology annotation, cellular component: ribosome; mitochondrial large ribosomal subunit. Gene Ontology annotation, molecular function: structural constituent of ribosome. Lineage: Eukaryota; Fungi; Basidiomycota; Exobasidiomycetes; Entylomatales. The transcript is spliced from 3 exons. The coding region runs from base 217 to 993 and encodes 258 amino acids. The record is from RefSeq and is a predicted model, not a curated record.
GUCAUCAGCGGUCCGACACUCCCUGAGCACUCAGCCCAGCUCCUCGUCACCCAGCUCCGGCACCGCACGCACCUCGCCGACAAGCCCACAGCCGCACACGCGCCGACCGCACCUCAGCGUAGCCAGCUGCACGUGUCUAGCUGCUGUGACAGCAUCGCCCUCGCUGUCUCAUCUCGGCACGCCUUGUCACGCGACCACCUCCACAGCCCGCACAGCAUGGCUCUCCGUCUCGCUGUCGCCUCGGCGCUGGCGUCUGGCAGUGCGCUGAAGGGGAAGGGCCCGGCCGUCGCGCGGGCAGCAGCCGCAGAGCUGCGUGCCUUCAGUACUUCGGCAUGCUCUAGCUCUGCACGGCCAGUGACAGCUGCGCCCGUCUCUGUCUCCUCCGGUGUGCUGCCCAGCGCCGCCGUGACAUCUACAGCCGAGGCGCUGUCGCUGUUGCGCGGACAGCCCUCGCACUACGUGCUUGCCUCUCUGGCCGGGCGCACGCUGCUCCUCACGCCUUCCGACCUCUUCACGCUGCCGCGGCUGCGCGACGUGCAGGUGGGCGAUGUGCUGGAGCUGACGCGUAUCCACGAAGUCGGCUCGCGCGACUACACGCUGCGUGCUCAAGACCCGCUCUCGACGCGCGAGCGCGGUGCCGUCACGCUGCUGCGGCGCAGCGUUGGCAGUCCCGACGCCACGCUCGCCCGUGCACUCGACGGCCUCGUCCUCUCGCCCGAGUCCGCAGCGCUGGCAGAGCAGGGUGCACUGCGCACCUCCAAGACGUCGUGGGCCACGCGCCUGGCGCACUCGGGCCUGGCACACGUCGGCGCCGUGCUGCCGGCCAGCACCGUCAGUGUGCGUGCCGUCGUCGUCGAGCACACAAAGGGCGCCAUGGAGCGCAUCGAGAAGAAAAAGCGGAGGAAAGGCUACAAGAAGACGAUUGAGCACAAGCAGCCGUACACGCGCAUCCGCGUCGAUGAGAUUGUGCUCGGACAGGGCGAGAAUGCGUAAUGUCACUCUGUAAUGCUGAC